ACUCCAUUCACACGGGACGUCUCUCGUCUCGGCCGCAAGCCAUCUAGCAGAUCUCAGCUCGGAUUGCGGCAGCAACAAUCAUCAUUUUAUCUUCUCUGGCGGCGUGCUGAUUCCUUCAAUGAGAGAAGGGGGACGGUUGGGCUGUAAAUUGUUGGCUGGGAGUAUUAAAUUGAUGAGACCCACCAUCCCGACACCGGACCGCGAGGGAGAGGAGCGUGCAGGCCAUUCAUUGCUGGUCAGAGGAGGGAGGCAAACGCUGCUAAGUUGCAGGCGAGGGAGAGAGGAGAGUAAAGCACACCCGUUCGUCGCCAACCGUGGGGAAUGAGUCAAACCCCACCUUGGUGGUUGGUAUCAGUCCAGAGCUUAGGCCAUCAAAGAUCCACUUCGUUAGGCGCCUCCUUAGUGGUUGGAAAUCCCUCCGUCAUCAAAGACGGCAUCUUUACUGCGACUGCUGCUGCGGUUUACUCGCCACCAACCUCAACUUGAGGUCAUUCAUUAUAUACAUUCACACACACACAGAAUGAGGGAGGGUAGAUAAAAGGGGUUAGAAAGAGGAGGAGAAAGGAGUAUCGAGGAGGAGGAGGAGGAGGAGGAGGAGGGAUGGUCGGGCCAGGGCGGCCGGUCUUCGUUCUUUUUGGCUCCUCCAUCGUCCAGUACAGCUUUAGCAACGGGGGAUGGGGAGCUAUCCUCGCCGACGUAUACGCCCGCAAGGCUGAUAUUUUGCUGCGAGGAUAUGUUGGCUGGAACUCAAGACGUGCUCUGCAAGUGGUUGAUAAAAUCUUCCCUAAGGAUGCAGCUGUGCAACCUUCAUUGAUAAUAGUUUACUUUGGUGGCAAUGACUCAAUUGGACCUCACCCAUCUGGCCUAGGUCCUCAUGUGCCACUCCCAGAAUACACUGAAAACAUGAGUAGGAUUGCAGAUCAUCUUAAGAGCCUAUCUGAAAAGACACGCAUUAUUUUCCUCACGUGCCCUCCUAUCAAUGAGGAACUGCUUCGUCAGUCAACAAGUACCGCUCUAAGUGAGAUUGUGCGGACAAAUGAAACCUGCCAAAGAUACUCAGAAGCUUGUAUAAAACUGUGCAACGAUAUGGAUGUGAAGGCUAUUGAUCUUUGGACUGCAAUACAGAAGCAGGAUGACUGGGCUAAUAUUUGCUUUACUGAUGGGAUUCACUUUUCCUCUGCAGGGAGCAGGAUAGUUGCGGAAGAGAUACUAAAGGUCCUCAAAGAAGCUGAGUGGGAGCCUUCGUUACAUUGGAAGUCCUUGCCAACCGAGUUUGGGGAGGAUUCACCAUAUGAUCUCGUAGCUUCCGAUGGAAUAUCCACCAUCAACCCUUCUGAGUGGACUUUUCACAGGGAAAUACAAUGGGACUAGAAAACCCCGUGGCUGCUCAGCCAGUUUGGAGUUGCUUAGGUGUGCUUAACAUUGCUAGAUCCUAUGGAAUGCUCGAAAGAACACCAACCAAACCCUCAUUUACCUCUGUGUUGGAUUAGGCUAGCAUGUUCCCAUCGUGCUUUUUAACCGGGGAUAUUUGAUGGAAACUGAUUAGACUCCAGGCUGCACGAGUUGCUCAUGCAAAACUAAUGCACGUCCACAUUCAUGAAUUUCAGUAUUUUGUGCUAAUUGCUCUCUUGUCAUGUGCCCUAGAAUAUCAAAGAUGUGGACGUCUAAGAAAAAUGUUGCUUGCAUUCGAUUUUAAAGAAUCUCUGGAGCUGGUCGGUUGGCAAU
Elaeis guineensis (African oil palm) is the source of this 1725-nucleotide messenger RNA. Its product is annotated as GDSL esterase/lipase WDL1. Gene Ontology annotation, molecular function: hydrolase activity, acting on ester bonds. Lineage: Eukaryota; Viridiplantae; Streptophyta; Magnoliopsida; Arecales; Arecaceae. The record is from RefSeq and is a predicted model, not a curated record.